Patiria miniata (bat star) is the source of this 2015-nucleotide messenger RNA. Its product is annotated as F-box/LRR-repeat protein 20-like. Bases 249 to 1886 code for a protein of 545 amino acids. The transcript is spliced from 11 exons. The record is from RefSeq and is a predicted model, not a curated record. Gene Ontology annotation, cellular component: SCF ubiquitin ligase complex. NCBI's taxonomy places the organism in Eukaryota, Metazoa, Echinodermata, Asteroidea, Valvatida, Asterinidae. Gene Ontology annotation, biological process: SCF-dependent proteasomal ubiquitin-dependent protein catabolic process.
UUAAUACACAAAACACAUUGCCAAAGCGCAAGCAAAUAAUCAACACAUUCAUUUCCUAUGAUGAUGGUGGAUUGUCACGUCGCUGCUUCCGCAGACGUGUAAAGCAAAGCCUGUGUGAGAUUAUAUAGGUCUCUGUUCCUUGCUCUAUGGUCUUUAUAUAUCCAAACACAAGAAAUUGUUUGCUACCACCAAUUCACCCAAAAAAUUCUGUUUGCACCAAGAAAAUUCACCACAACUGAAACGACAUCAUGGUGAAAAAGCUGGAGGACAUGUGCCUGCAGUGCAUCGGCCAGAACCUGAACAGCAUCAGCCAGGUCGGCCGCUUGCUGCCGACCAAACACAAGGAGAUUCUCCUGCAGAGGCUGGCCGACCAUGACAUGCUGACCCCAGACUACCUGCCUCACGUGACUUAUCAUCUGUUCUCGCCGGCGCUGCAUUCGGUCAAGUUCAAGGGUUGCGAGCAGGUUACUGACGCUGUGUUGAUGAAGUUGAAUGACUGCAAGUGCCAACUGGAGUCACUGUAUAUCGGUCGCUGCAAAAUGGUCACGGAUGUUGGUCUUCAAGCCCUCCUCAGCAAGCAAACAUCUCUGAAGAAACUAACACUGAAGAACCUGCCUCAGAUAACCUGCAAAGCACUGGAGGCUGUCUGUUGUCCAGAUACACUGGUAGAUGUCAAAAUUCUCUGCAGUAACAUCAGCAACAAAGGUAUCCAAAGCCUGGUGACCAAGAACCCAAAGAUAUGCAAGCUUUCGUUUGGGACUCCCACGUCCAAGGCCUCUGACGAUGUGGUGCCUGUCUGUGCUUCAGCGCUUGGGAGCAACUUGAUUGAGCUUGUGAUUUCUGACCUGAAUACUUUAAGCGAUAAGAGCCUUGUCUCAAUCGGAGAAAACUGCCCCAAUUUAAUCCGUAUUUGCCUAAUGGGAUGCAACAAGUUCACGAGCGAAGGUUUAAUGCCGCUGCUUUCUGGCUGCUCCAAGCUUCAAGAACUCGACCUGUCCUUCUGCUACAAAGCUCUGGAACCCUCCAGCUCCAAUGUUCUGGAACACCUACCGACCAGCAUCACGUCGCUGUCUCUCAGUGGGCUGCCAGUAGACGGCGCCACACUCCACAAGGCCCUGGUGCGCCUCACGAAGCUCAGCGAGCUCAGGUUAUGUGGGAUCAACAACAUCACGGAAGAGGACAUUGAAGAGAUCUUCAGUGGCAUCGGAAGUGAGCUCACACUCCUAGACUUGACCAGGUGUCACCAAUCUCUGACUGACCACGCCCUGCGGUCCGUCCUGAAAUACUGCACGGAGCUGGAGGACUUGUCUAUCUCAGGCUGCGCACGUCUCACGGGGGAAGCCUUCAUCAAUUUGAUACGGGAUCCACGAAGGGCCAAGAAUCUGACCAGUCUAAAACUCAAUGGCGUGAAAGAGAUUUCCCAUUCAAUCCUGAUUGGAAUAGCCACGUCGUGCCCAAACUUGGAGACCGUCUACCUUGCUGGCUUGAAGUGUGUCGAUGAUGCGUUACUGUUUGACCUUGCCACUAACUGCCCUAAACUCAGCAACAUCUCAAUCAAGAGCUCCACUGGAAAGGACUCACACCAGGUGACGGAUGCAGGACUGCUUGACCUGGUGCGAUGCUGCACUCUACAGCACGUGGUCAUCUCGGGCAUUCAUAAGAUCACGGAUAGGUGCGUCUUAGCCUUAGCCAACUCCUGCCCUGACUUGAAGAGUCUGUAUGCAUCGGGCUGUACCAUGAUCACUUUCGCUGGUAUCAGAUACCUUAAGGAUAUGUGUAACAACAGAGUCCAUGUGGAGCACAAGAUCCCGAACCUUGACCCGAACCAGGUCAUGGCCAAGAAUCUGGACACGGGAGAAUUUUGCCGUGUGGACCAGAUGCACUGACGGGAGGCUGGUUAGUUUCAUGGGAAUCUCUUGAAAUCUCAUCGUUGGUCAGUCAAAAUAAGCAUCUUGUUGUAACUCGCCAGUCAAUGCACACUUCCUGUCUGCUAAUCAAACGGCGCUCAUUGACCA